AUGAACAAUUCCCUAAACAACAAUGUCUCUGGCCAAGGACAGAACAAAAAAGAGGGGCCACCACCGGUGCACGUCCCUAUCGAACCAGUUGGAAUGAAUGCUCAGGGUACGAUGCACUUCAGUCAAGGCAUCCUUCCAUCUAGUUGUUGGCUAGUGGUUCCAGUGUCUCCAAUUGCUCAUUCACAAGUUCCAGUGCCACAAAUUCAGGUCAUGAAUUCCGGUGAUCAUCAGAAAAUCAUCGACAUUGCAUUUGCCGAUUUGGCGUUUACUACAAAAAUGAAGUGUCAGAAAAAACCGAAUAAUGGAGAUGGCUCAAAGGAUAUUAUGAGCUUGUUGAAAGAACAAUUCGAUCGCGGCAACUACAAUCGAACCCUGGCGAUGCUCAACAACUCGGGAGCACCAUCCUCAACUUCCACGUCGCCAGUUUCCAUGUCACCACGAGCUUCCAAUGAUCGUUAA
Messenger RNA from Caenorhabditis briggsae, 459 nucleotides. The record is from RefSeq and is a predicted model, not a curated record. Lineage: Eukaryota; Metazoa; Nematoda; Chromadorea; Rhabditida; Rhabditidae. The transcript has 3 exons. The coding region runs from base 1 to 459 and encodes 152 amino acids.